Molecule: messenger RNA, 1728 nt
Organism: Labeo rohita (rohu)
Lineage: Eukaryota; Metazoa; Chordata; Actinopteri; Cypriniformes; Cyprinidae
Product: protocadherin alpha-3-like
Exons: 1
Biological process (GO): homophilic cell-cell adhesion
Cellular component (GO): plasma membrane
Molecular function (GO): calcium ion binding
Source: RefSeq, a predicted model, not a curated record
AUCAGUGCAAUUGCUCAAGUGUUUUACUCCAUUGUAGCUUUUAAAGUGAAUCAUAAAAUGCAGUUAAUGUGGAGGCCACUAUGUGUCACUCUUGUUUCACUAGCUGUGUUAAAGGUGUGUCUCUCCUCCUCCUCAUCAUCAUGACCAGCCCCCCUCUCUCUCUUUGCUCUCUCUUAUUCUCUCACCCUCUCCUUCAUGUAUCUCUGUAUUAAACCUCUUCACUACAGAACGUCGGGUUCAGAUGUGAAAAAAACAUCUAGAAAUUUAUGGAAUAUUGUAUGCGGUUUUGGACUAGCUUUGAUGAUUUUUGACGGAUAUAAAACUUCCAUGCUUUUGGAUUUAUUGUCGCUAUGGUUUUGUCCUGGGGAUAGAAGGGGAGCUUUGGCUGUUUCCUUUUGUCUCUCGUGGUCUGAAAAGGAUCCUUAACUCAACUGAAAUUAAACUAUUUUUGAUCGAUUUUUGAUGGCAAUUUUCAAGAUUAUUGUGGAGAAUAAAUAAGCAAACAUGUUUAUAUAUACACAGAGGAAUUUAAUAGCCUGCUUCUCAUUUGCUUUGACUUGUCAUUUCUUGGAGGCUGUAACUGGUCAGAUCUCAUACAGUGUCUCGGAGGAGGUGAAACAGGGAACCACAGUCGGUAAUAUAGCUAAAGACAUUAACCUUUCAGUAAAAGAUCUGCAAUCCAGGGGCUUCCGUAUCGUGUCAGGCUCUAAAAAGCAGUAUUUUAGUGUAAAUAUAGAGACGGGCGCUUUGCAGGUGAGCGAAAGGAUUGAUCGUGAGGAGCUUUGCGCAGGCGCAGUCUCAUGCUCCGUUAAUCUGGAAGCUGUGGUGAACAGUCCAUUACAACUCUUCCGGGUAAGAAUAAACAUUCUUGAUAUUAACGAUAACUCUCCAGUGUUUCCUAUGAGCUCUGUAGUGAUUAAUGUUAGUGAAAGCACCGCGCCCGGUGUGCGAUUUCCACUGGAGAGCGCGCAUGACGCAGACAUUGGAGUGAAUUCAGUAAAAACCUAUAAGCUUACAUCUAAUGAUUACUUCACUUUAGAUGUACAAACUCAUAGUGAUAAGACGAUCUCCGCUGAGUUAAUGCUUCAAAGGGCUUUGGACAGAGAGAAAACUCCGCAGCUUGAGUUCACAGUGACUGCGGUUGAUGGUGGAUCGCCUGCCAGGACUGGAACCGUAAUGAUCGAAGUUAAUGUGUUAGAUAUCAAUGACCACGCUCCAGUUUUUAGUAAACCAUUAUAUAAAGUCUCCAUAGCCGAACACGCGCCAAUUGGCACAACAGUAACCAGACUACACGCUCGAGAUCUAGAUGAAGGAUUGAAUGCGGAGAUAGUUUACUCCUUUAUCACUCGAACACCCCAAAAUAUUUUGGAGAAGUUUGAAAUUGACUCACAAAGUGGAGAUGUGAAAAUUAAAGGUGAUAUUGAUUAUGAGCAGAACACCGCUUUUGAAAUCAGAAUUCAAGCCACUGAUAAAGGUCCAGUAACUAUGUCAGGUCAUACUAAACUUUUAAUAGAAGUUCUAGAUAUUAAUGAUAAUCCCCCAGAUGUGACUGUAACGUCACUUCUUAGUCCAGUAGAGGAAAAUGCGGGGAAGGGAACAGUAAUUGCCCUAAUGACGGUAUCAGAUCCAGACUCAGGUAAAAACGGAGCAGUGCGUGUUCGCCUUGCUAGAUCCAGUCCAUUUAAAUUACAGUCAUCCUUUCAGAACUACUAUUCAUUAGUUUUAGAU